GCCCAAAGUUCACCGAACACCACCACCAUGGCUGUGGAUUUCAGUGGGACCUGGGUGAUGGAGACAAAUGACAACUUUGAGGAGUACAUGAAAAUUCUUAACAUCGAUUUGGUCACACGGAAAAUCGCCGUGCACCUGUCUCAAAACAAGGUUAUUAUCCAGGAUGGAGACAAGCUUACGAUAAAGACACUGAGCACCUUCAGGAACUACGAGGUUCACUUGACAAUUGGGGAGGAGUUUGAUGAGUAUACAAAGGGACUUGACAACAGAAUGCUUAAGACUUUGGUCACCUGGGAGGGCGACACACUGGUGUGCACACAAAAGGGAGAAAAGGCCAACCGUGGAUGGAAGCACUGGAUGGAGGGAGAUAAACUGCACAUGAAGCUGUAUUGUGAAGACGUUGUCUGUCAUCAAGUUUUCAACAGAAAGCAAUAGUGCCAAAAUUAUGGUCACUCUGUUUUACCAACAUUAAUAAUAAUAAUAAUAAUAAUA
This is a messenger RNA of Clarias gariepinus (North African catfish), 492 nucleotides long. RefSeq names its product retinol-binding protein 2-like. Gene Ontology annotation, molecular function: fatty acid binding. Bases 28 to 435 code for a protein of 135 amino acids. The transcript has 4 exons. Gene Ontology annotation, biological process: fatty acid transport. The record is from RefSeq and is a predicted model, not a curated record. Gene Ontology annotation, cellular component: nucleus; cytosol. NCBI's taxonomy places the organism in Eukaryota, Metazoa, Chordata, Actinopteri, Siluriformes, Clariidae.